This is a messenger RNA of Girardinichthys multiradiatus, 3064 nucleotides long. RefSeq names its product excision repair cross-complementation group 4 (gene ercc4). Gene Ontology annotation, cellular component: nucleotide-excision repair factor 1 complex. Gene Ontology annotation, molecular function: damaged DNA binding; single-stranded DNA endonuclease activity; single-stranded DNA binding. The transcript has 10 exons. Lineage: Eukaryota; Metazoa; Chordata; Actinopteri; Cyprinodontiformes; Goodeidae. The record is from RefSeq and is a predicted model, not a curated record. The coding region runs from base 94 to 2802 and encodes 902 amino acids. Gene Ontology annotation, biological process: nucleotide-excision repair involved in interstrand cross-link repair; resolution of meiotic recombination intermediates; double-strand break repair via homologous recombination.
UGUCUUUUGUCGUCACCGGAUGUGUGCAGUUUCGAAACAUUGACGGAGUCUGCAGCUGAUUCUCUAGUAGCACCGCUAAGGUGGACUUCCAAGAUGGCGGGUCCGCUCCUGGAGUUUGAGACCGAGAUGUUUUUGAGUCUCUUCGAGUCCGACGGGCUGCUGGUUGCGGCGGAGGGGCUGGGGAUAGACCGCAUCCUGCUACAGUUCAUGCGGGUUUACUCCGAGGAGGGCAGCCUGGUCCUUCUCCUCAACACAACCACAGCUGAACAGGAGUAUUUCACAGAGCAGUUGCGAGUAGAGGGUGUGACCCAUCUGCCCAGGACGGUGACCAGUGAUGUCCAGAGUGCUGAGCGUUACAAGGUCUACACUGAAGGAGGGGUUCUGUUUGUCACCAGCAGAAUCCUGGUGGUGGACUUCCUCACUGAUCGCAUCCCUGCUCACCUUAUAUCAGGCAUCCUGGUGUAUCGUGCUCAUAAAAUUAUUGAAUCGUGUCAGGAGGCGUUCAUCCUUCGUUUGUUCAGACAGAAGAACAAGAGCGGCUUCAUUAAAGCCUUCACUGACAAGGCCACGGCCUUCUCCUCUGGCUUCUGCCAGGUGGAGCGUGUCAUGAGAAACCUGUUUGUCAAGAAGCUUUACUUGUGGCCAAGAUUCCAAGCGUCUGUGAACACAGCGCUAGACAGGCACAAGCCAGAGGUGGUGGAGCUGCAUGUGUCAUUAACGGCGGCUAUGAGAGCCAUCCAGAGCUCCAUCCUGGACAUCAUGAGUGCCUGCCUGAAGGAGCUGAAACGCUACAAUCCUACUCUAGAGGCCGAGGACCUGUCACUGGAGAACACUCUAGGAAAUGCAUUUGAAAAGACAAUCCGUCAUUACCUAGAUCCCCUUUGGCACCAGUUAGGAGCAAAAACAAAAGCCCUGGUCCAGGAUCUCAAGGUUCUCAGGGUUCUCCUUCUCUACCUCACCCAGUAUGACUGUGUCACCUUCCUCAAUCUGCUCGAGUCACUGCGCUCCAGCCAAAAGACCUUCGGCUCCAAUUCAGGCUGGCUUUUCCUGGACUCCAGCACCUCCAUGUUUGUGAAUGCAAGGAGCAGAGUGUACCGUAUCCCUGAGAACAAAAAGAAACUCAAAAUAGGCAGAGAAACAGAGAAGCAGAAAUCCUCCUCUGCCUCAGAGCUGAAGCGGGACCUGGUGCUGGAGAAGAGUCCAAAGUGGGAGGUCCUGACCGAGGUGCUGGAGGAGAUUGAAAAGGAGAACAAGAACUCUCAGCCUGAAUCAGGUCGUGUGCUGAUUUGUGCCAGUGACGACCGGACCUGUGCGCAGUUGCAGCAGUUCAUCAAACACGGCUCUGAUUGGCUGCUUAACCAGCUUUAUGCCCGGACGAUCGGUAAACGGGACCCUGCUGCUGCGGCGGCGGCGGCCUUUGAACUGGAAUCACACAAGAAGGGAAAAGGUUGGAUGAAGAAAGGAGGCAAGGGGAAGGAGCCUGCACAGAAAAGAAGCACUAAGACCACAAAAAACAAAAGCAGACCUUCUCUGACCCUGACCCAGAUGAUAGGGAAGGAGGAGUCUGAAGAAACAGGAGUGAUGGGUAGCAGCGAGGAUGAAGACAAUCUGAUGGACGGAGAUGAAGGCAAGGAAGAACAGCUGAACUUAAAUGUUUCCUCUGAUGCCUAUUAUGGCGUCCUUAAAGAACCGCUGACAGUCAUCCACCCUCUGAAAGGCUGCACCGACCCACAUAGCCUGACCCGAGUGCUGCAUGAGGUGGAGCCCAGCUUCGUGGUGCUGUAUGAUGCAGAACUGAGUUUUGUUCGCCAGCUGGAGAUCUACAAAGCUAACCGGCCUGGAAAGCCUCUCAGAGUGUACUUCCUGAUCUAUGGAGGCUCCACAGAGGAACAGAAGUAUCUGACGGCGCUAUCGAAGGAAAAGAAAGCGUUUGAGCAUCUGAUCAGAGAAAAAGCAACUAUGGUCAUCCCAGAGGAGAGAGAGGGGCGGGAAGACACCAACUUAGACUUAGCCAGAAAUUUAGAGCCUGCCAACGCCACAACUAAUACCCGGAAAGCAGGGGGCCAGGAGCAGCCCACAGAGCCCUCCAGCGUCAUCGUAGAUAUGCGGGAGUUCCGCAGCGAGCUGCCUUCCCUACUGCACCGCCGCGGGCUGGACAUCGAGCCCGUCACCCUCGAAGUGGGCGACUACAUUCUGACCCCUGACACCUGCGUCGAGCGCAAGAGUGUCAGCGACCUGAUUGGCUCAUUGCAGAGCGGGCGCCUCUACACCCAGUGCCUCUCCAUGACCCGCUAUUACAGAAAACCGGUGCUGCUCAUCGAGUUCGACCCAGCCAAGCCCUUUUCCUUGAUGGCUCGGUCGGAUUUCUGCAGAGAAAUCUCAUCAAAUGACAUUUCUUCCAAACUUACGUUGCUCACGCUGCAUUUCCCCCGGCUCAGAAUACUGUGGUGCCCCUCCCCACACGCCACCGCCGAGCUCUUCCUGGACCUGAAGCAAGGCCGUCCUCAGCCCGACGCUUCUGCAGCCCAGGCGGUCACAGCUGAGUCAGACGUGGUCGGUGAAUCAGCGGACCUCUACAACCCUGGACCUUAUGACUUCCUGAUGAAGAUGCCAGGCGUUAAUGCAAAAAACUCCAGGGCACUGAUAAAAAAUGCUGCCAGCCUGGCAGACCUGGCCCAGCUGAGUCAGGAAAGGCUAGCAGGAAUACUUGGGAAUGCUAAUAAUGCUAAAAUGCUGUAUGAAUUUCUGCAUAAUGUUGCAGAUGUUCCUGCUCCUGUGCAGAAGACCAAACAGACACGAUGACAUUCUAAUUAUGUAGAAUAAGACAUUUACCUUGAUGAAGAUGAGUUUUGCAUUUUAAGAUAAGUGAAAUUACUAUCAAAUGGACAGCAGUAGAACUUUGUAUUUCAUUGAAAGGGGAUUGGAUAUUACGUAUGUGUGCACAGCAAACUACAAUAAGUGUUUUUAUUUAUUUUUCAUUUAAACUUAAAACCCUGUAAUAAAAUCUUUUCUCGGUCAGCUUUAAGUUUUUAAAAAAUAAAGGUUUGAUGGACCAGUUACUGAA